ACGAUUGAACAUGAAUUGCGGAUUAACAAUUCCCAACACGCAUUAUGAUAAAUAUAAACGCAUCGCUGACCGCCAGUUAUAAUAUGGCUGAUUAUGUUAUUCGUUGAAGUUAGUAAAUAAGCCGGCAAGAAAUUUUCCACUAUGACCAGCCCAUUAGGAUCAGUGCUUAUUGGUGGAGGGACUGGCUUUGUAGGUACUGCAUUCAGCAAACUUUUGCGCAGUAGAGGAUACGGUGUAAACAUAGUAUCUCGGAUGCCUGGACCACAGAGAAUUUCUUGGACUGAACUGGCUGAAUCUGGUUUGCCUGUUAAUACUGUGGCUGUUGUAAGUCUUGCCGGACAGAAUGUUCUGAAUCCUACACGGCGCUGGACUCCAGGCUUCAAGCAAAAUGUGUGGGCUAGCCGAGUCAAUACUACACGAUCUCUUGCAGAUGCAAUCAUCAAAGCACCAUUUAAACCAAAAGUAUUCAUUUCAAUUUCAGGUGUAGGGAUAUACGAGCCAAGCCAAACAACUGAGUACAAUGAAGGCAGUCAUGGAGAAAGCUUUGAUUUCUUGUCAAAGUUGUGUCAGGAGUGGGAGAGUGCUGCCAAGCUGCCAGCACAUUUAGGUGUUCGGCAGGUCAUAGUCCGAUCUGGUGUAAUACUUGGAAGAAAUGGUGGUAUGAUAAAACAGUUGUUCUUGCCAUUCUAUCUUGGUUUGGGAGGGCCUGUAGGAAGAGGAGACCAAUAUAUGCCAUGGAUCCACAUUCAUGAUGUGGCCAAUUUGUUGCUGUUUGCGAUCGAGAAUGACAGUGUGCAUGGUGUGCUGAAUGGAGUGGCCCCCCAGAUUGUGACAAACAGACAAUUUGCAAGAGCAUUUGGACAAGCUUUAUGGCGACCUGCACUGAUUCCAAUUCCUGAAUUUGUGCUAAAUGUCGCAUUCAGUGAGGAGCGGGCCAAAAUUAUGACUGAGGGGCAGAAAGUGAUCCCCAAGCGAACUCUUGAAUAUGGAUUUCAUUACAAAUAUCCUGACAUCAACUCAGCUUGCAAAGAAGUUGCGAAGUUAAUCCCACCAAAAUAAUUUUUAUUAUGUAUUAAACUAUCUUGUGAUUGUGAGAAGUUUGGAGAUGCCUUACACUGUAAGUCUUUGACUUGGUAUUUAUAUAGCAAGUCAGACUGUAUGCCAUCUUGCCACUUGUAAGCAAAAUGUGUACAUAGCAAAUUUAGAUAAACAUCAUUUGUAUUUGUUAACUGAA
Messenger RNA from Cryptotermes secundus, 1234 nucleotides. Its product is annotated as epimerase family protein SDR39U1. The transcript has 6 exons. Bases 142 to 1059 code for a protein of 305 amino acids. The record is from RefSeq and is a predicted model, not a curated record. Lineage: Eukaryota; Metazoa; Arthropoda; Insecta; Blattodea; Kalotermitidae.